Gorilla gorilla gorilla (western lowland gorilla) is the source of this 3963-nucleotide messenger RNA. It is a transcript of the gene B3GAT1, whose product is annotated as beta-1,3-glucuronyltransferase 1. The coding region runs from base 1775 to 2977 and encodes 400 amino acids. Gene Ontology annotation, biological process: carbohydrate metabolic process; chondroitin sulfate proteoglycan biosynthetic process. Gene Ontology annotation, molecular function: galactosylgalactosylxylosylprotein 3-beta-glucuronosyltransferase activity. Gene Ontology annotation, cellular component: Golgi membrane. NCBI's taxonomy places the organism in Eukaryota, Metazoa, Chordata, Mammalia, Primates, Hominidae. The transcript has 8 exons. The record is from RefSeq and is a predicted model, not a curated record.
CACCUCGGGGACUCUGCGCCGGCCCGGUCGGCUCGGCUCCGGCCGCGCGCCCCGCUCGCCCUUCUCGCCCCCCGCGCCUGCUCCCCGCGGCGCCCUCCCCGCUCCCCCUCCCCGCCCCCCGCCCCCCGCCUCCCUGCCCGCGCCCUCCCUCCCGCGCGCUCCCAGCCUUCGGCCGCCGCCUCGCUGAGCCCAGAACGAGCCGGGCCGGGGCGGCGGGGCCGGGUGGGGCUGCGGGCGGGCGGGCGGGCGCGCGGACCCCGCGGCUAUGAAGUGGCCCCCCGGGGGCCCGGAGCCCGAGAGUCCCCGGGGAGGGAGCCGCACGCGGCCCAGGGCAGCAGUCUAGGGGCGCCGGGGCCGGGGCGUAGGGGCCGUUGCCCGCGAUGGACCGCACCAGAGACGCUCCGGACUCGCCGCCGCAGAUGUUUUGACCAAAAAGACUGGAUGGGAGCAGAAGGCACCCCACGGCACCCUUGCCCGCAGGCCCCGUCCUCCCCUCUCUUCCCUUCCCGCCCCUCCUUCCUGCUUCAGCCUCCAAGCAGAUGCUAGGGCCCUGCAGUGGGGGCAGCCAUUGCAGAGGAGGGUGGCUGUGGUCCAGGCCAGAGGAAGCAUUUGGCCUGUGUGUGCCCCUUACCCACCCUGCGCCUGGCCCAGGUUUGAGAGGCUUGGAGACCUGGGACCUCUUAUCCUAUGCCCCUGAUGACAGCAUAGAGCCAGAUGGCCUGGACUCAAUUCCAGCUCCACCAUUUCCUAAUGGUUGACCUCAGGCAAGUUACUCCCCUUCUCUGGCCUCGAUGAACCCACAGGGACCACAGCCAUGCCUACUGCACAGGGCUGCUGUGACGUUGCAGGAGCAGGUGCAUGUGAAGAGCUGAGCCUCAUCUUCGGACAUCUCUCAUGCUAUAGGGAAGUUUGUAUAAACAACAGUGCAAGUGGGCACAAGGGAGGCUGAGCAGGUGCCAGAGUGGGUGGGGGCUGAGAGGCUGCCCCAAAGGAAAGGUAGUGGCCCACAGGGACUGAGCUGGCAUGACACUCAUCUUCUCUCCUUGGCUUUCUCCAUCCCGGUAUUAGAACCUGCACCAAAACCAGGAGCACUUGAGAAAGCUCCUUCAAGAGUCUCUGAGAACACAGAAGAAAUCUUCCUGGACAUUUUUGAAGCCCCAGCCAGGCCCAGCCUCCCCAUCCUUCAUCAGAUGUGGCCUAAGAUCCAAACGUGUCUUGGCCAAAGAACCAAAACGUGUCUUGACACACAGCUCCAUGCAGCCCCAGCAGUGGCCUGGGUGUGGAGGGACAGGCUAAAUCUGGGGGAUGUGGCAUGAAGUCACUUGCAUCUCAGACCACAAGACCCAGCAGGCAUCCUGUGUGGGGUUCUAGGCUCUGUCCCUCACUGGGCCAGCAAAGAGGAGUUUAGGGGCGGACACAGACACACACAGCCUAGCAUGUCCACUAUCUCCUACGUGCCUGUGACGUUGAACCCCAGUGGGUCUUCCAGUCCCCAGGGAAUGGGUGGGGGAGACUCUCUGGAUAGAGUAGGCCUCUGAUGGUGGGGUGUGGGCAGGGGAUGCCGGCUGUCCCGGGAAACCACAGUGCUCCUUAAUGGAGGGGAUGGCGGCCGUCCCGGGAAACCACAGUGCUCCUUAAUGGAAGACAAAUCCUGGUCUUCCACAGGCGUCAGAACUAUUUGGAGAGAGGACCUGGUGAGGAGAGGAAAACACGCUAUUUUGGAAACUCAGGGGCUAAAAACCCUCCUCGGUCAUAGCACUUGACUCUGCCUGAAAUGGUGAGCACACGUGAGCUGGGGCAGGAGCAGGCAGCAUGGCCCCCAGGUGUCCACCCCCCAGGGUUCCUGACCCCUGCCCCUGGACAGCGACCCCUUCUCAGACUCCAGUUGGGCUGGACUCUCCAAACCUGCUUCCGCAAUGGGUGGGUUGUGAGUGCUGGUAAUGAGGAGCCGUGGGUGCAGCCAGCCUUGGAGAUGCCGAAGAGACGGGACAUCCUAGCGAUCGUCCUCAUCGUGCUGCCCUGGACUCUGCUCAUCACCGUCUGGCACCAGAGCACCCUCGCACCCCUGCUCGCGGUACAUAAGGAUGAGGGCAGUGACCCCCGACGCGAAACGCCGCCCGGCGCCGACCCCGGGGAGUACUGCAUGUCUGACCGCGACAUCGUGGAGGUGGUGCGCACCGAGUACGUGUACACGCGGCCCCCGCCGUGGUCCGACACGCUGCCCACCAUCCACGUGGUGACGCCCACCUACAGCCGCCCGGUGCAGAAGGCCGAGCUGACGCGCAUGGCCAACACGCUGCUGCACGUGCCCAACCUCCACUGGCUGGUGGUGGAGGAUGCGCCGCGCCGGACGCCACUGACGGCGCGCCUGCUGCGUGACACCGGCCUCAACUACACGCACCUGCACGUGGAGACGCCCCGCAACUACAAGCUGCGCGGAGACGCCCGCGACCCACGCAUCCCGCGGGGCACCAUGCAGCGCAACCUGGCCCUGCGCUGGCUGCGCGAGACCUUCCCGCGCAACUCCAGCCAGCCUGGCGUGGUCUACUUCGCCGACGACGACAACACCUACAGCCUGGAGCUCUUCGAAGAGAUGCGCAGCACCAGGAGGGUGUCCGUGUGGCCCGUCGCCUUCGUGGGUGGCCUGCGGUACGAGGCCCCACGGGUGAACGGGGCAGGGAAGGUGGUCGGCUGGAAGACGGUGUUUGACCCCCACCGGCCAUUUGCAAUAGACAUGGCUGGAUUUGCCGUCAACCUGCGGCUCAUUCUGCAGCGAAGCCAGGCCUACUUCAAGCUGCGGGGUGUGAAGGGAGGCUACCAGGAAAGCAGCCUCCUUCGAGAACUUGUCACCCUCAACGACCUGGAGCCCAAGGCAGCCAACUGCACCAAGAUCCUGGUGUGGCACACACGGACAGAGAAGCCAGUGCUGGUGAAUGAGGGCAAGAAGGGCUUCACUGACCCCUCGGUGGAGAUCUGAGCCUCAGGAUGCAGCUGGGUCCUUCUGCCACCAGACUCUUCAGAGGGCAUCACCUUCCAAACACCUUGCUGAUUUUUCUGCUGGCAGUGACGCCUGCGCCCCACAAGGCACUGCCAUUCAGACUCUCGCUGGCCAGGGUCUGUCCCCCCAGGUCUGCCUCUUCUCCUGUGGAUUCCUUCACCACGUGGCCGUGGCAAGGACUCACGGACUCACUGCUCCACAGCAAUGAGCCCACGGCUGUCAUAGUGAGAGGUAGCUCAGAGUGACAGCACGGACCCAGAGCCCACCUCAGCUCCCAGGACCCCUGCUCUUCACUGUUUGACCUGACUUGACUUUUCUGGGCCUCAGUUUCUUCAUCUGUGAAGUAGGUUGCUGAGAGCACCUAGAACAGUUCAUGGCACUUAAAUCUCAUCAGUGUGGCUAUUUUUAUUCAAGUCUUUAAAGCCCUCUCUGGAAGUAGGCCACAGGAUCCACCUACACUUCAGAAGCAAAGAAAUGAUGUUGAGAGAAGCUAAAUGAAUGUUCCAAGGUGACACACUGGCACGAGUGCUGGGUGGUUGGCAAAGCCAGGCAUUUUCAGGGGCUUUUCUGUGAUCUUAUCCUGUCUCUUAAAAGCAGCUGGUACUCCUGACUCCCUACUCUAGGUUAUGCCAAACAGAGGUUGAGGCCUGAGACAGACAUUUUUCCUCUUGCCCUGGAGCUAAGCAAUAGCUUCUGUAUUGUGUUUGCAUCCCCCUGCCCGCAGAGGACCACAGGGUGUCACUCAGUCGCCUUGGCCAGCGCCACUUAGAAUGCAUCUGUACCGAGCCUCACUUCUGCCUCCUGCCCUCACUGCCCUCACUGGAAGCACCUUCCCCACCCGCCCCUCAGAAAGGCCCCCACAGGACCUGGUGGCCUGGGCUUUGCAGAGGUCCUGGUGGCCCUGCCUGGCCGUUCCCUCCCUGGCCCCACCCUCAGCCGACACCUCACUCAUUCCUCCUCUCCCC